Molecule: messenger RNA, 1173 nt
Organism: Plenodomus lingam JN3
Lineage: Eukaryota; Fungi; Ascomycota; Dothideomycetes; Pleosporales; Leptosphaeriaceae
Source: RefSeq, a predicted model, not a curated record
AUGCUGCCUUUGUGCAGUCAUGAACGACGCGUCCUCGAGGCCACGAUAGAUCUCUACACGGCAGAUCACGGAUCUAGUGCGGUGCCAGGCCGUCAUCUUUUCCUCUGUACAAUAGUACUACUUCUGAACAUUGUCCUUCCAACAUCCAACCACAUAACUUUUAAUUUCAUCUUCUCGGACUUCACACGCAAAGAAGGCAUAGACAUGGAUAAACCACAAGUCUCAAUACCACCCGCUGCAAAUGUACUUGGUACACUUGGAACUGUGUACGUAAAUGGCCUUUGCUGGUGCGUUCAGAUAAUACCACAAAUAUGGCAUAAUUGGCGACGAAAGAACACGGAGGGACUACCCGGUACCAUGUUGAUUCUCUGGUCCAUAUGCGGUGUACCCUUCGGUGUCUAUGCAAUUGUGCAGAAUUUCAACUUUGCUCUCAAGUUCCAGCCGCAAGCAUUCGCUGGGCUCACCCUCAUUGCCUGGGGACAAACAUUAUACUACCACAACAAAUGGAAAGCAUGGACAGCUACUGUAGCGACGAUUGCACUUGCUGGCAGCUUUGCUAUUAUGGAAAUGAUCCUCAUCCUUACUUUGAGGGGCCCCUACAGCAGAGGUGUCGAAUGGCCAAUGAUGCUCAUGGCCAUCUCAGCCUCUGUUAUCCAAGUUGUGGGCUUGAUCCCGCCCUACUUCGAGUUGGCAAAACGGAAUGGCAGAGUCAUCGGCAUCAACUUCUGGUUCCUCAUCAUCGACUACGCCGGCGCCUUCUUUUCCCUCAUGGCCGUUGUCGCACAGCAGUGGUUCGACGCCCUCGGCGCCAGUCUCUACAUUGCAUGCAUCGUACUCGAAACCGGCAUCUUCGCCUCCCAAGCCAUCUGGCUCUGGCGCGUCCGCCACAUCCGCCGCGAAGCCAAAAAGGCCGGUCUGUCGUACGACGCAUACACGGCCGCGCAUCCGGCGGAGAAACUGCCCCGCAAUGAAUCCUCUGAGACUGUUGGCGAUGUUGAAGCUGGGACGCUGCCGCAGAGGCCAGAGCCGCCGCUUUUCCCUGGGGAGAAGACUGGGUUUACCACGCCGUCGCGGACGGGGUCCGAGGCUACGGUGUUGGCGGAGGAGGAGGCGAGGUCGGAUAGACCACAGGUAUCUGUCCCGGCGACGGAGAGUCGUUGGUGGCGCCGCUGA